Messenger RNA from Saccharomyces cerevisiae S288C, 2619 nucleotides. It is a transcript of the gene SCD5, whose product is annotated as Scd5p. The transcript has a single exon. The record is from RefSeq and is marked reviewed. Bases 1 to 2619 code for a protein of 872 amino acids. Gene Ontology annotation, cellular component: membrane. Lineage: Eukaryota; Fungi; Ascomycota; Saccharomycetes; Saccharomycetales; Saccharomycetaceae.
AUGUCGUUUGAUUGGCUUAAUGUUCCGGGAUUGGACUUAAGCAGCGGGGACCAAGCAGAAAAGAGGCCAUCGAAUGGAUUAGGACCACCCAGUGUGUCUUUUGAUUUUGGUAUAAAUACUGCUGCUCCACAUGAUUCCAGCUUUUGGGAUCAGGGAUCAAGAAGUCACAGUGAUACAACUUUGUCUUACAGAAAUAAUCACUCAAAUACAGCAGCUGAUAAUGCCACUAACGUGAGCUCUCCUCAAAAGGAUAAUCCACCUAAUGGGGAGGUACGAACACUUUCUGGAGGCGAUGUGUACGCGGAGUCACCAGAAGACAUGCAAGUCCCAUUGUCUUUAUCACAAAACCAACUUACCCAUGAAGAAAUAAGGACAUAUCUAAGAUGGUACCACUAUAUAUGUUUGAGAACCCAUGGAAAACUAGUAAGAUUGAACGACGUGUUUAGGUUCUUGACCAAUUUUAAUUUAUCACAAAAAGUAAAAGAUAGAAUUGUGGAAAUUUUCCGUAGCUGUAAAAAUGCGUUAAAUAUUGGUCAAUUUUUCGCUGUUUUAAGAUUAGUUUCUAGAGCUAUUAUAUAUGGCAUCUUACCUCUAAGACGCAUGAUCUUGGAAAAGGCACCUGUUCCCAAACCACGUCCUAUCCUAAGUAGUGAGAAUCACGAAGAGGUGUACGAGGAGGUGGAAGACGAUGAUAGUUCUGCCAAAACUGGUGAUCAAAAGGUCGAUUUUGACUCAUUUGCUUCAUUGCUGUUGACUGGUAAGACAACGAGAAAAAGAGUCAGGAGAAGAAUCAAAAAUUUGAAUUUUAAGAGUAAGAAGGUUAGGUUUUCAGAGCAUAUAACAUUUCAAGACCCUCCAAACCUCAAUCAAGAAUCAUCUAAUAAUAGUGAAGCAAGAAAGCAAGAUCCUGAUGCAGAAGAUGAAGAUCAGGAUUCUAAUAAUGACAGUCCUUUGGAUUUCACAUUGCCCAUGGAUCAAUUAUUAAAGAGGCUAUAUAAGCGGAGAAAAAACAGCGGAUUAGUUUCGAGUUUGCCCAGCGAACAACAAGAAACUGAGGAGGAGAAGAAAGUUUUGGAGGAUAUGAAGGAUUCCUUGUCCCAUUUCAAACAAAUACAGACUGUUGAUUCUGCCUCAUUGCCAAUUUCAUCGGUAUUUUUACAGAAUGGCAAUACUCUACCAACUAGCAAUGUGAAUAACACCACUGUUCCACAGCAACUUCCGUUAGAACCUUUGAAGCCAACCGCCACAGGUUCAGCUAAUCACCUGGUGCGAGAAGAAUAUAAUCAGGGGUUGCAUCCAAGCAACGGUGCCAUCCAAACAGGUUUACAACCUUUAAAACCAACAGCAACGGGCUCUGCAAAUUAUUUGAUGCGAAGUCAUAUGGAACAACCUCAGUCUAUCAAACCUUCGAGUACACCAGAAACAGUUACAAACUCUGGGGGACUUCAACCUUUGAAACCUACCGCCACAGGUUCUGCAAAUUACUUGAUGAAACAGCAUAUCUCACCUUCAGUUAAUAACCCAGUAUCUUCGAUGUUUCAGGCGCAAUUUACGAACCAAUCUUCAUCUCCACAAAGUACAGGACCAGCAUUUCUGAAUUCUCCGAACAUUACUCUUCCUCAAAGCAAUCAACAGCAACCUUACCAAGAGGUUAAUCCGACUCAAGCGAAAAUUGAACCAUCUAACAUAUCGCCUCAACACACCUACUCUAACAAUGUUCGGAUUAAUAAUGGUAACAUCGUAUCCAUGCCGAAAGUAGAAAUAACUGGUGCAUUCCCCCCUCAAAACACUCUUCCUCAACAUCAGCAAUCGCAUUUGCUUUCUCCUCAAAAUACGAUCCCGCAGCACCAACGGUCGCAAUUGAUAUCUCCACAAAAUACCUUCACUCAAAAUCAGCCCAUUCUUUCUCCGCAACAUACUUAUUCCAAUAAUCAAGCAACAAUGAUAUCCCCCCAGAAUACGUAUACUAAUAAUCAACAGCAGCCCCAACAUCUUCCACCUCCUCCACCUCCACGCGCUCAGCAGCAGCAACAAGGGGCCAUUGUGCCACCUCAACAUAUGUACUCUAACGUGCAAAAGCAGAAUAAUUUGGUGCCGACCCAACCCUCCUAUACAAAUUCACCAAGCAUACAAUCUCCAAAUUUUUUGUCACCUCAGAAUGCUGCUAAUAGUUACUUUCAAUCUUUACUUUCUUCUUCACCAUCUCCAAAUCCUACGCCAUCAAAUGCGUCUACUGUUAAUGGCAAUAACGCCAGUAAUGGCAUAAGUUCAUUCCAAAAUACUAGUGCGGCAAUGAACAAUACUCAAUCUCAUCAGACGUAUAUUCAGCAGCAACAACAACAACAAACUCAACAACGAAUAUAUGGUGGCCAACUUUCUCAAAUGCAACAACAUCCGGGGCAACUUCACUUAAACAACAGUGAUAUACAUAGCCAACCUAACAAGCCUAAUUACGGAAUGCUAGGGCAGCAAGUUCAUCAACAGCAACAGCAACAGCAGCAGCAAUUUCCAUUCACUGCAGAUGUUAAUAGAUCCAAUUCAAGCGAUAUUUUGGGUAACUUGCAGUCAUUGCAGCAGCAAGUCGAUGCUUUACAAAUCCAAUAUAAUAGGAGACCAUAG